ACUUUACCGACCCAUACAGAUCUCCAAAGCCUCACCUUUGUACUAUUUCUUUGGUCUCUCAUCUCUCUAGAAGUCUCUCCUCCUUGUUUUCAUCUUGCUCUUUCUCGUUUUCUGGGAUUUUGAUCUUUUUGCCUCCCCCCACCCCCCCCAUUGUUUCGCUUGAAUUACGAAUCCGUUCUCGCCGAUCGUCAUAGAUCUACGUUGAUAUUGUCGGGCUGAGUAAAACAGAGAGUGAAACAAUAACAAAAACACAGAGGGGGGUUUAAAAAUCCUGAAGAAAAGAGAAAUCGCAUGAAUUUGUUUGGAGGCCUGAUCUUUUCAUCUUCGAUUUCGAGCCACUUCACGACUUGUCUUCUCAUCUUUAUUCUUCAUUUCUCUCCCCAGCUUAAUAGUAAUAGUAAUAAUAAUAAUAAUAAUAAUCGUAAUUAUAAUAGUAAUCAUGGAGUCCAGGAAAAACACUGAUCGUCAAAUGCGUAGAGCUAAUUGCUUUUCAGCUGGUGAAAGGGUGAAGACAAGGUCACCGUCGGUGAUUGUCAUCGGAGGUGGUUUUGGUGGAAUCUCAGCUGCUCGCACUCUUCAUGAUGCUUCCUUUCAGGUUAUGGUGCUGGAGUCCCGUGACAGAAUUGGUGGACGAGUUCACACUGAUUACUCAUUUGGUUUUCCUGUUGAUCUUGGUGCAUCAUGCUAUGCUCUGUUUGAUAUGGAUGGCAACCAAGUUCCCCAAGAGUUGGUAACUCAGGUUGGCGUCACUUUUGAACAUAUUUUGGAAGAGAUUAAUAAAGUCAGGGAUGAGCAGGAUGCAGACAUGUCAAUGUCUAAGGCUUUCUCAAUAGUCUUUACUAGGAAACCCGAGUUGAGAUUAGAGGGGCUUGCACACAAUGUACUUCAGUGGUAUGUAUGCCGCAUGGAAGGAUGGUUUGCCGCAGAUGCAGAUACCAUCUCUGCAAAGUGUUGGGAUCAGGAGGAGUUACUGCCAGGUGGACACGGACUUAUGGUUAGAGGGUAUCGUCCUGUCAUCAACACUCUGGCCAAAGGUCUUGAUAUCCGAGUAGGCCACAGGGUUACGAAGAUAGUAAGGCGGUACAAUGGAGUGAAGGUAACGACAGAAAACGGGGAAACAUUUGUUGCUGAUGCUGCAGUCAUUGCUGUUCCUCUCGGAGUGUUAAAAGCUGGAACCAUAAAGUUCGAACCGAAGCUACCUGAGUGGAAACAAGAAGCAAUCAACGACCUAGGAGUAGGUAUCGAGAACAAGAUCAUACUACAUUUUGAGAAAGUCUUCUGGCCGAAAGUAGAGUUUCUAGGAGUGGUAGCUGAAACCUCCUACGGUUGCAGUUAUUUUUUGAACCUGCACAAGGCCACGGGUCAUCCUGUCCUGGUUUACAUGCCGGCUGGUCAGCUCGCUAAAGACAUCGAGAAAAUGUCUGAUGAAGCAGCUGCAAGUUUCGCCUUCUUGCAACUCCAGAGAAUUCUUCCGGAUGCAUUGCCUCCGGUUCAGUAUCUUGUAUCAAGGUGGGGAUCGGAUGUGAAUUCACUGGGAUCUUAUAGCUACGAUAUCGUGGGAAAACCUCAUGAUCUCUACGAGAGGCUUAGGGUUCCAGUGGAUAACCUAUUCUUUGCCGGUGAAGCAACGAGCUCGAGCUUCCCGGGCUCUGUUCACGGCGCUUAUUCAACUGGAUUGAUGGCAGCUGAAGAUUGUAGGAUGCGAGUUUUGGAGCGGUAUGGUGAGUUGGAUCUGUUUCAGCCUGUGAUGGGUGAAGAAGGACCGUUCUCUGUUCCGCUUCUUAUCUCCCGUCUCUAAACUCCCCCAUCAUUGACUAGAAAGAACCUGAAGUGAAGAUGGGAUUUGUCUUGUGUCUUAAUUUGAAACUAUAACUAUUCUCGUGUUGGAUCGUUUAAAACAUCUUCGGUUUGUUAUUCAAUAAAUUUGAACAUUAUAUAUAUCCUUGUGAUAUUAUUUAUA
Camelina sativa (false flax) is the source of this 1960-nucleotide messenger RNA. The record is from RefSeq and is a predicted model, not a curated record. NCBI's taxonomy places the organism in Eukaryota, Viridiplantae, Streptophyta, Magnoliopsida, Brassicales, Brassicaceae.